Molecule: messenger RNA, 885 nt
Organism: Monoraphidium neglectum
Lineage: Eukaryota; Viridiplantae; Chlorophyta; Chlorophyceae; Sphaeropleales; Selenastraceae
Product: Mitogen-activated protein kinase kinase kinase
Exons: 7
Coding region: 1-885 (294 amino acids)
Biological process (GO): protein phosphorylation
Molecular function (GO): protein kinase activity; ATP binding
Source: RefSeq, a predicted model, not a curated record
AUGGAAGCACUGCUGUCUGCAUCCCUAUCUCAUCCCAACAUCGUCCGCACACUGAAAUGGGCCUCGGUGCACGGGGAGGACCGGCUGGAACAGCCCAGGCUGCUGCUGGGGGAGACGCUGCCGCCGCCCGACAACCCGGCGCUGACGAGGAUACAGGAGCUGCGGGCUCAGGCGCAGGCGCUGGCUAAGGCGCGGCAGGAGGGGCCUCCGCAGCAGACGCAGUCGCGGCAGCAGCAGCAGCAGCAGCAGGAGCAGCAGCAGCAAGAGCAGAAGCAGGAGCGUGAAAGGCGUCGGCGACAGGAGAAGGAGGAGGAGCAGCAGCAGCAGCAGCAGCGGGAGCAGCAGCGGUGGGAGCAGCAAUACAGGGCGUCCGAGGUAGUCGUUCUGGACGACGCCGUGCCGUGCGGCGGCGCCGCCGGCGAGGCCGUCGGCGGCGGUCCGGGCGGCGCUUGCCAAGACCCUCAGACGUGGAUGGUACUGGAGUAUUGCGACAGGGGCUGCCUGCAGGAUGCUAUUGACCAAGGGUGGCUCCGCGACAGCCCCUCCUUCAAGACGGGCCGCCCCAACACCCUCGCAGUGCUCGCCACCGCGCGCGAGAUCGCGUCGGGGAUGGCGUACCUGCAUUCCCAAAACGUCAUCCACGGGGACCUGUCCGCCUUCAACGUCAUGCUGUCAUCCGCGGCCCCCGGCGCCGCGCUGUGCGGGCGCGGCUUCGUGGCCAAGGUCGCAGACUUUGGGCUGUCGCGGGUCCUGGACUGCGGCAGCAAGAUACAGACCAGCACGUACGGCACGAUGACCGCGAUGGCGCCAGAGGUGCUGUCUCAGGGCGUGAUCAGCAAGCAGGCCGACGUGUACAGCUGGGGCGUCCUGCUGUGGCAGAUGUGA